AAUCCGAUACCCACACAACUCAAUAACAUCGUGCGUGACUCUCAAGCGAGCAAUUUCCAAAACAAUAACCUCAGCUCAACAAUGGCAGAACCUAAGGUUAAGCACGAUCGCCAACUCAGAAUAUGGGGUGACCAAGGACAGGCAGCCCUUGAGAAAUCUAAUAUUUGCUUGCUUAACUGUGGUCCUACCGGUUCUGAGACACUUAAGAAUCUCGUUCUUGGUGGGAUUGGAAGCAUCACUGUAGUUGAUGGAUCUAAAGUUGAAGUUGGUGACCUUGGAAACAAUUUUUUGGUCGAUGAAUCAAGCCUUGGGCAGUCAAAGGCAAAAUGUGUGUGCUCAUUUCUCCAGAAGCUGAAUGAUGCAGUUAAAGCAAAAUAUGUAGAAGAGUAUCCGAAUGCAUUGAUUGAGACAAAUCCAUCAUUCUUUUCUCAGUUUACUUUGGUUGUUGCCACGCAGCUGGUGGAAAGUUCAAUGGUAAAGCUUGACCGAAUCUGCAGGAAUGCAAAUGUUAUAUUGAUCUUUGCCCGCUCCUAUGGCCUUACUGGGUUUGUACGAAUCAGUUUGAAGGAGCAUACUGUGAUUGAAUUAAAGCCUGAGCUUUUUCUGGAUGAUCUUCGAUUGAAUAAUCCUUGGCCUGAACUAAAGAGGUUUGCAGAGGGGUUUGACUUGAACGUGCAAGGUCCGGUUGUUCAUAAACAUAUACCAUAUGUUGUCAUUCUUGUCAAGAUGGCUGAUGAGUGGGCCAAAAACCAUGGUGGUAGGCUUCCAUCAACUAGAGAAGAAAAAAAGGAGUUCAAGGAGCUUCUUAAGGUUGGGAUGGUUGCACAAGAUGAAGAUAAUUAUAAAGAAGCUAUUGAGUCCUCAUUCAAAGUAUUUGCCCCCCGAGGAAUUAGUUCAGAGUUGCAACAGAUGCUAGAUGAUAGUUCUGCGGAAGUAGAUUCUAGUUCGUCGGAUUUUUGGGUGUUGGUGGCAGCUCUAAAGGAUUUUGUUACAAAUGAAGGUGGUGGAGAGGCACCUCUUGAAGGAUCUAUACCAGAUAUGACUUUUUCCACUGAACAAUAUGUGAAUUUACAGAAUAUAUAUCAGGCUAAGGCUGAGGCUGACAUUCUUGCAAUAGAAAGAGUGGCGAGAAAUACUUUGAAGAAAAUUGGUCGAGAUCCAAACAGCAUUCCAAGGGCAACAGUUAAAAGCUUCUAAAAAUGCAAGAAAACUCAAAGUUUACAGAUAUCGCCUGAUUGAAGAUGAGUUUAAUUCUCCAAACCUACCGGAGUUACAGAAGUACUUAACAGACGAGGAUUACAGCAUUGCUAUGGGAAUUUAUAUUUUACUUCGUGCUGUUGACCGGUUUGCUGCUAACUACAACAGUUUUCCUGGACAGUUUGACAGUG
Messenger RNA from Lathyrus oleraceus (garden pea), 1388 nucleotides. RefSeq names its product NEDD8-activating enzyme E1 regulatory subunit AXR1. The transcript has a single exon. Gene Ontology annotation, molecular function: NEDD8 activating enzyme activity. The coding region runs from base 82 to 1197 and encodes 371 amino acids. Lineage: Eukaryota; Viridiplantae; Streptophyta; Magnoliopsida; Fabales; Fabaceae. Gene Ontology annotation, biological process: protein neddylation. The record is from RefSeq and is a predicted model, not a curated record. Gene Ontology annotation, cellular component: cytoplasm.